UAUAUAUAUAUAUAUGGAUCUAACUAUGUAAUAUAGUUUUAGUUAGAAAUUGAAUUAGAAUAGUGUGUAUACAUCUAUUAAUCAUCUUAUUUAAAAAAAAAGACUUCAAACAAAUUAUUUAAAAUUAAAAACUUUUUAUUUAAAAAAAGACAUAUUAAUAUAUUUAUAUUCGUGUAUUCAGUUGAUACGAAGUGUUUAAUAUAAGAAAUAAGCAUGGAUAAUUUUAUUUAUAUUCGUCGUUAUAAAGAAGAAGAUGAACCUUAUUGCAAGGAACUAACUAAAAGUUCUCUUAUGGCUUUAUUGAAUCCGAUAUACUCUAAUCUUAUGAUUACAAGUUUUCGUUUUCAAAUUCUUCUUGCAUUGUUUGCUAGCAAGUUAUACUGGUCUGAUAUUCAUUUUCCUUAUUACUUAAUGUAUCCGCUUAUUAUUGCAUUUGCGGUUUAUAUUAUUCUAUAUCUGCUAUUCUGGAAAAUAGUUCAAGAUUUCCAAAAAGAAAUAUUUGAUGCUACACGGAAUUGCAACGUAAAUGGUGACAAAUGUUUUUGGGUAGCUGAAGCAUAUCACUAUCGUUCAAUAAAGUGCUUUCGACCAUAUUUGCAUUAUACAUGGUUAACCGAAACAGAAUUACAAAAAUCUAAUAUUAAUAUAUCCGAUUAUGAUAAGAAAGUAGUAGGUUUUAUUGGAGUGGACAAAAAUGUUAGAUUAAGAAAUUGUGCUUUGUUAAAUAAAUUCCUUGUUCAUAAUGAUUAUACGCGGAAAGGCAUAGGAACUCAACUCAUAAAAACUGUUGUUCUAUUUUGCGAUGAAAAAAAAUAUACACGCGUAAAUUUGCAAUUUUUCGAUUUUUUGACAUACGCUAUAAAUUUGAGUAAAAAAUUGGGCUUUAAAUACUACGACUCACAGCCAAAAUCUUUUCUUCCAAUGUUAAGAAAAGUAAAAAUAUAUGAGUACUCAUACCUAACAAAUUUUGCUAAAUCUACACUCCAUAUUAAAACACAUUCACAAAGUCAAACAGAAACACGAACACCCGAAUAAAAAAGACUUGAUUUUAAGCACUAAAAAUUACACAAAAUUUACAUUUUUCAUUUAUAAAUAUUUCACUCUUGUGUAUACGAAUAUAAACAAUAUUUUUAAUUUAAUCUAGUAAUUUACAGUAUUUAUUUAGGAAUUUUUUAACUUAUAAUGUUAAUUUCCGUGUUUUGUUAUUUAUACUUUUAUAUAUUCACAUUUUAUUUAUUUGCCUAACAUUUAUAUUUGACUUAACUUGAAUAAUCAAAAAUAAUUUAUAAUUGGAAAAUAAAAUUAUAACAUAUUUCAAAAAUAAUUAUUUACCCAUAAUAUAUAUUCAUCGAUAUGUAAACAUGGAUUUAGUCGUCUUAUUUAACCUAAGAAAACUGCAUUAAUUAUUAUUAUUAUGUUAAAAAUGCAUAGUGAUAAAUUUUAUUAUUCAUUAAUAGUACUAUUAAAAUUUAAUAUACAUAACGUAACAAUUGUCAUUUCAUAUUUUUAAAUUAUGAUAUAUUUCAUAGUUCCUGUUAUUUCUUCUGUAAUGUAAUUUCAUAAUAAAUUAUACUUUGUUUACUUUAAUCUAUCUUAAAUAUUUACCAAAUAUUCUUGUUCUGUUAGUAGGAAAACAAUUGAUUAGAUAAAUUUAAGUAAAAUUCAGUAAUAUUGUUCACUUAUUAGCUUAAGAAAAUCACGUUGGAAGAUUCAGAAAUUUAUCCACCGUUUUAAGGAUAUUAGAAAAUUAAAAACCCGAUGUAUGCUAUUAAUAAGCCUGCGGAAGUGUAAAUUAAUUAAACGUCAAAUAAUACGAAAAAGUUUAUAUACAUGAUUUCGUAAGUACGCAUUAGAAAAAUAUAAUUUCAGAAUCCCGCGCUUCUAUUCGCACAGAAUACGUUGUGUAAAGGCUUAGCGAAGAUAAAAAAGACGAUUGUUUAAUUGCUGAAUAGAUUAAUGUGUCGCGAACAAUUAAAAUUCAUUAUAUUAUAAAAUUGAUUAUCUGAAAAAUAUUUCAUUUUGUCCUAGUAGAUUGGAUUAUUCGCAUCGUUAUCACUAUCGGGAAGAUUUUCAGAAAGCCGAAAAGACAAAUUUCUUAAAUUUAUGUGCUCAUGAUUCUUAAGCGAAACAUCAUUUGUAAAUUCUGCUAUUUUUCAGUUAAAUUAAUAUAUCAAAAUAAACGGAAAUUAUUUUGAAGAUUUAGCGUAGAAAAAUUAAAGAAAAAAGCCUUAUAAGCUGAAUUUUAUUUAUUUCACAUUUCGAGAUUCAAUGUUAUUUCGAGAUCGUAUUGUGUUAAACGAUCCUAGUAAUUUAGAAUUUACUCGACUACAAUUAUGCAUAAGAAACAAAAAUUUAAUUCUAUUAAAUAAGAUGUUAGUAACUGUAAAAACACCGAAAAAUUGAUAUUUCAAAGAAUGAGAUUUCGAUAACAAUAUGCGUCCUUUGAAACUAUUCAAUUCUGUUACUAUAAGAAUCGGUAAAUUUAACACAACUAUUCAGGUUUCCUGCUUCUUUUAACGCACACUGUGUAGAAUAAGAAGCCUAACUGAUUCGAUAGCAAUUAUUUUCCAGAUAUAUACUUUUUUUCUGACGAUAAAAGCAUAUGAUAUUGAAAAUAAAUGUUACUGACUUGUUUUCUACGAUUCCUUAAACAAGAAACAUCUUAAAUGUUUUUUGACACUUAAUGUCAUUUU
Molecule: messenger RNA, 2693 nt
Organism: Polistes canadensis
Lineage: Eukaryota; Metazoa; Arthropoda; Insecta; Hymenoptera; Vespidae
Exons: 2
Coding region: 214-1035 (273 amino acids)
Molecular function (GO): N-acetyltransferase activity
Source: RefSeq, a predicted model, not a curated record